Molecule: messenger RNA, 2339 nt
Organism: Botrytis cinerea B05.10
Lineage: Eukaryota; Fungi; Ascomycota; Leotiomycetes; Helotiales; Sclerotiniaceae
Exons: 9
Coding region: 564-1904 (446 amino acids)
Molecular function (GO): metal ion binding
Source: RefSeq, a predicted model, not a curated record
GGCCAUUAGCAUUGUGCACUGCAGAUUCUACAGACGAGAGAGAGCAGACGACUGACUCCAUCACCGGUCUCGAGUCGGUCCAUGGGUUAGCCGGUAGUAUUGCUGGGUGGGUACGACCAGGCACUAAGUAUGCACUUCAUCCCCAUUCACAAGGAGUCAAGAACUGGCGAGCCGGUAUCCAAGGUUUAUUAGAGGUGAGCACUCCCUACGGAGCGAGCAUCUUGAUCUUGAAGCAAAGUCUGUGGGAGUCGUUGGGAGUCUCUUGAUAGAUCCAUAUUCCAGCCAGCGGGCAGUACCUUUAUCGAGUCCUUUUUCCUAUCUGGAUAUCUGAUUAGCUAUCUUAAACCCAGUCCAGUCCCAGCUUCGAACAGUCUACCAGUCAAGAUAGUCCUUACCCUGCGCGAAAAACUGUAAAUCUUCUCAUCGCCAUAACAUCCACCCCUUUUGCUCUGUUCAAACAAUGCCACAUAAAUCUUUCUUCCCAUUAGCCUUAUAGCAGACAGAGCGACAGGUUUCCAAUAUUAAUCAACUAAUCACGUUUUAUUGUACUGCUUCCCUUUAUUAUGAAAUUUGCCAAAGAAUUCAAAGAUGCUCUUGCCAGAGAAGGCUUUCCGCCACGCUGGGUAGAUUCUGCCAUUCCCUAUGGUCUGCUCAAGAAAUCUCUUAAAAAGAUUGCGACUGAGUUAGCACAGUGUGGUCUGGAUCCUGCUGCGCUUGCAAAGUUGAGAGAGAUUUCCAGUACUGGUCCUGCUUACCUGUAUGAUUUCAAGGGGUCAAAAUUCCGGCCCACCCUCAUCUUACGGCUUGAACAAGGAGUCACCGUUGAUGCCAGGCUGUCAGCUGACACGAGAAGAUAUCUAGAGGAUCUGGUGAAUCACCAUCAGGAUCUUUCAGAUGUGUCGCUAUCCGAUCCCGCUGGUGACGAAGGUGACCAAAUUCUUACUGUAGAUCCAUCGUCAGAGAUUGAGGCAGAACGACCUCUUGUUCGAGAAGUCGAAGUUCCUCUGACUUUCGAUGCAGAAUUCUUCGGUCUUCUUCAGGGAGAUGUUGAAAAUCUUGAUGCACUCCAAGACGAGGAACGAAGAGCUCUCGUCGCUGAGGUUGGCGAUCUUUCAAAAGAGCUCGUCAAGCUCAGUGAGCCUUCAAGGUUCAAAAAGACCGACCAGUAUCGGUGGAGAGAGUUGUUUGAUGUUUACGUACAGGCUGGAAUAUUCUUUUCGGAUCUUGAAAAGGAUCACGGUAAGCGUGAUAGCGUAGCUGCAUUAAAGCGUUUACAAUGGUUCCAGAGUGAAGUAGUCAAGAGAGGUAUCGUGGAUACAUUCAAACUCUCCCCUAGCCGUAAAGCAUUGAAUCAGUUCAUCAGCAUUAAUGUCACGCUACUCCGGAAUCUCCAAUUUCAGGAGAUCAAUCAGAAAGCUAUUGCUAAGAUAUUGAAAAAAUUCGAUAAAAGGACAACACUUGGUGCUAGGCAAACAUUCCCCAGACUUAUUCAGUCCGAUGUUAUCAUGACGGAAGCGAUGGCUAGAUCUGUAUGCGCACAGGUGACACAGGAUCUUGUUCAGAUAGUACCUCAGUUAAGUGAUUAUACUUGCCCUGUCUGUCUGGCCAUAGUAUGGCGACCAAUAAGAAUGGAAUGCAAUCAUGUUCUAUGCGUUCGAUGCACGGUAUUCAUGCAGCGGCGUGGGACCAACGCCUGCCCCUUAUGCCGAGACGAAGUGAUUCUAAAGGCUGAUCAAGAUAACAUCGACGAAAAACUCUCCAAAUUUCUCCUAAGGAAUUUUCCCAAAGAAACGAAGGAAAAACAGAUUGAGCAUGAAACGAUAGAUGGCAGGGAGAGGUUCGGCAUUUACUAUACCCAUCCUUCGGAACAAACUCCUUUACAAAGAUAUUGCACUGUCAUGUAAAGGAACCGUUGGAAAGUACUUUUAGCAUUUAUCAUCUUCAGCGGGAGUCGGAAUGGCCCCGACGCCACUUUACGGCGUUCAAAGGCGAUGGCAAGGGAAAUUAUCGACCGGGAAGUUUUAUUAGAUAAAGACAUGAUACAGCAGCACGAUCAUUUCAUCCCAUUUCCCAAUACACAUAUUAAGAAGAGUGCGAUGGCAGUUGUCGUUGCCGUUGCAGCUGUAAUUAAUUAUACCUAUCUACUGAACAUCACAGCAUAUCGUUGUGAAGAAGGGAGGGGUCUUCUAUUGUGCUUUGAAGCGGGGUAGGUAUUGUCGUUUUGUAUUGAGACAGUAUGCGGCAUUGUGCGGGUGGAGCUGGUAUGAUGUACUUACUUCAGCCAAGGUACUUUUGAUAGGCGAUACCACAACAAUAAAAUGGAAUUCUCGAUAUCCUCA